Oncorhynchus kisutch (coho salmon) is the source of this 3764-nucleotide messenger RNA. RefSeq names its product inactive serine protease 35-like. The coding region runs from base 261 to 2048 and encodes 595 amino acids. The transcript is spliced from 2 exons. Gene Ontology annotation, molecular function: serine-type endopeptidase activity. The record is from RefSeq and is a predicted model, not a curated record. Gene Ontology annotation, biological process: proteolysis. Lineage: Eukaryota; Metazoa; Chordata; Actinopteri; Salmoniformes; Salmonidae.
CUCGUCUUGUAACAUGAACGAGCGGCACCUUUUUCCAUCAAAUGUUUUCUUCGUCAUGGGCAAAUCUCAGUGCAGUGAAGAUCUCGCUCACGGCUUUUCAUUGCGUUCCGGUUGUUUGAUGCGCGGGCGAUGAUGGGACGCGGUCUUUCACGCACUGACUGGUACCCGACUGGAUAAAACACCUUUUUUUAAAAGAGGAAUUUUGCUGACUUCUCCAACUUUUAUUUUCGAAUGCUUGCAGGCCCUGGUGGAGCAGUGCGAUGACUCCCAUUCCCCUGUGUCUGCUGCUGCUCUGUGCCCUGCCCCUGUGUGUUCUUGCCUGGGGGGGCCACGGUGAUGGUGUUGAUGAAGAGUAUGGCUGGUCCAUGCAGAGGGUCCCAUUAAUUCUAGACAGGCACACAGUGCAUCUACGGAGCCCCACGUUUGGUGGGAAGGUUGAGGGGGCAGGUGAGGAUGAGGAGGGGGGGUGUGGGAUAAAGUGUCAGAGUGCCCUCCCCCCUCCCGACUGGGCCACACUGGAGAGCAUGCUGGGAUACGAGACGGUGUACGAGAACGGCACGCGCACACACAGCAACGUCACGCUGCAGGGCCUGAAUGACACAACCUCACACACGCCCUUACACACCCCCUCACACACUCGCAGGAAACGUCAGGUGUAUGGCGAGGACGGGCGCUUUGUCAUCUCGGACAGCCACUUCACCACCAGCUACCCGUUCUCCACGGCGGUCCGCCUGUCCACGGGCUGCUCCGGGGUCCAAGUGUCUGAAAAACACAUACUGACGGCGGCCCACUGCGUCCACGAUGGGAAGGACUACCUGCAGGGGGUCCGCAGGCUGAAAGUGGGGGUCUUACAGGUCAAAUCUAAACAAGGUAGGAGGGGUGGGAGGAGGAGAGGGGGGAGGAGAGGAGGAGGAGAGGGGCAAGGAGAGGAAGUGGUAGGAGGAGAGGAGAAAGGGAAUGGGAUAGAUGGAGAAGAACCGAGACAGGAGGAGAGACGGAGAGGAGGGAGGAGAGGAGGAGGAGAGAGGCAAGGAGAGGAAGUGGUAGGAGGAGAGGAGAAAGGGAAUGGGAUAGAUGGAGAAGAACCGAGACAGGAGGAGAGACGGAGAGGAGGGAGGAGAGGAGGAGGAGAGGGGCAAGGAGAGGAAGUGGUAGGAGGAGAGGAGAAAGGGAAUGGGAUAGAUGGAAAAGAACCGAGACAGGAGGAGAGACGGAGAGGAGGGAGGAGAGGAGGAGGAGAGAGGCAAGGAGAGGAAGUGGUAGGAGGAGAGGAGAAAGGGAAUGGGAUAGAUGGAGAAGAACCGAGACAGGAGCAAAGACGGAGAGGAGGGAGAAGGAGGAAGGGAGAAAGGGAGAAACAGAACAGGGUUGAUGAGACUGGAGCAGAGGGAGGUGAAGGAGGGAACAUGGAGAAGGAGAGGGGACAAGGAGGGGGUAGGCAAAGAAAGAAAGGUAGCAGAAGCAGCCGUGUACAACGCAGCACCGAACCCAAAACUCAGCCCUCCUUCCACUGGACACGCGUAAAACAAACACACAUCCCCAAAGGUUGGAUACACACAGGAGAUAGAACCAACGCCAUAUCCCACAACUACGACUACGCCCUCCUGGAGCUCAAACAGCCAAUUAAACAGAAGCACAUGAAACUGGGUGUAGUGGCCGCUACAAAGCCCCUCCCCUUGGGUCGCAUCCACUUCUCAGGGUUCGACAACGAGCCAGAGGGAGGACAAAAGGACGAAGGGGGGGAAAAGGUGGUCUAUCGCUUCUGUUCAGUGACGGAGGAGUUAGGCGACCUGUUGUAUCAGCAUUGUGAUGCCCAGCAGGGGGCGUCAGGCGCUGGUGUAUACAUCCGCCUCAGACAGGAAGUGGUGGGGUCCAAUAAGGGGAAGUGGCAGCGGAAGGUUAUCGGGGUGUUCUCAGGGCACCGCCGGCUGGACGGGGACGGGGGUGAACAGAGGGACUAUAAUGUGGCGGUGAGGAUCACUCCGCCUAAAUACGCUCAGAUCUGCCACUGGAUCCAUGGGGAUCCCAGCAUGUGUAGGGAGGCCUGAGACACCAGGGAUAUGUCCGACUGAUCAGAGUAAGAAAAAAAUAAGAUAUGCAUUCAUGUAUCUCCUUUCACUGAGACCUCAAAGCGCUGAGGUGGUGGUGGACAAACUAACCAAUGGCCAGCACAGAAUGAUCAGAUGGAAUAGAACUUUGGAAUAUGGGAAGAUUUUCUUGCUUUGGUCAAUCAAACAGAUCCCUAUCCCUAUAUUUUGAGACUGAGGUCUCAAAAUUCUAUGGUGCGAUAAAAACAGGUUUCUUUGUCACAUGUGCUUUUUGUUUCCAAGAAAUACCCAUCGUGCACAUAAUAUGGGUGCUAAGAUGAGUUCCGUUGGUGAUGAUUUUUCUUGGGUAAAUCUUUGUUUUUAGUGUCUACAUGAUUCAGUUAUCUAGCCAAUGCUCUUUUUGUUAUCAGAAUACAUUUUUUCCAGGGUCUAUAUUUAGAGUGUAAAUGUGUAUUUUGUUGAGUAUUUCCCUAACAUAUAUUUUGCUUGGAAAAAAAAUUGGAUCAACAGUGAUGUAAAAAAAAAUGCAAAAAUAAAACGUCUUUAUAUUAAAACCUACCUUUUGAAUACCAAAAAAAACUUGUGAUGGACUGAACAUGUUCAAGCAAUGAAUGACAACAGUGGAGACAUAAGUGAUGAGGCCUGAAGUCUUUCCACCAGUGUUUUUGUAUUUUAUUGCAUCUCAAGGGACUCACAUGCAAGUGGGGGAGAGGAGAGGAGUGACGCCAUCCAAGAACCAAACUCUGCCUUCAACCAAAUAUAUAGCAAAUAUUGUUAUCCACAUUUUUUAUUUUAUACGUUUUCUUCCUCUUUUUAUUUCUCAAUCCUUUUUUCCCACAACAGAUUAAGAUAGUCACGUUGGAAGAAAAACAACACAUGGAACAUCCAGUGUAUAUCUGAGCGGUUUACAGCUAACGAGUUCCCAACACCUCUGGAGUGUUGCUACGGGAGACAAUACAACUCUACUGAUCACUGCUCCACAAUGACCUUAGGUCAGGGUUGUCAAAAUCAUUCCAUGAAGUGCCUAGUGUCUGCUGUUUUUUUGGUUUGUCCUUUCAAUUAAGCCCUAGACAACCACGUGUGGGGAGUUCCUUACUCAUUAGUGACCCUAAAUUCAUCAAUCAAUUACAAAGUAGGAGCGAAAACCUGCAGACACUCGGUCCUCUGUGUAAUGAGUUUGCCACCUAAGCCUUAGGUUGACAUGGGCUGUGUCCCAACAAUAUUUACAAACCUCCUUUCCUUGUCUCCUUCAUUUCAUGACCACUGGUUGGUUUUCACCAUUUGCCUUUCACCUAUCAAUUCAAUUCAGAUAAUUGGCCGUUAAGUAAAGGAGACAAGUAAAUUAGGAUUUUUUAAAAGUAUUUGGAUGCAGCCUAGAUCAACUUCACUUGACAUGGUCAAAUGCAGUAACACUCCACACCAACAGGGAGAGCCACAGUAAACACUGGGGGCUGAGUUUGCAUUCAGUGCUGCCUCCAAAUACAGAUGAGAGAUAUUUUUCGAAACUGCUUGAAUUUUUUAAAACCCUAGAAUACAUAGACAUAACUAAAAUAUAUGAUACAUUUUCUCUCAAAAUAAAGAUUAAAGAAAUAUAUGUAUAAUCUAUACUUAAAAAUAUUCUAAAAUGCAUAUGUCAAUUUGAACAUCGUCCACAAAUGUUGCAUGUAACACACAAUCAAAAAAAUAGACAAAAUAAAAACUAAACAUUUUGUCGUA